Messenger RNA from Closterium sp. Naga37s-1, 4143 nucleotides. The record is from the annotation of a GenBank genome assembly. Lineage: Eukaryota; Viridiplantae; Streptophyta; Zygnematophyceae; Desmidiales; Closteriaceae.
AUGACCGGCUCAGAAGACAGCACAACGGUCUCGUUUUUCUCUCUACCGGGUUUGCCGGGGAGAAUAGGACAUGGAGUGAAUGAGGAGGAUUGGAGCGUGAGCAACACCAUUCCUCAUCCUGACGUCGUUGUCUGGGCUAAGGGUCUACUUCACGAGCGGCUCGAGGCGGUGUGUGCGGGAUACGCGCUGCACCAGCUCUUAUCGUCCAAGCUCUCCCCCGCCGAACCCAGCAGCUCCUCCCAAGACUCACAGGAAUCUCAAAGAACAGAGGAAGUACAGCAAGCGCAGCAAGCUCCGUUACGGCUGGCCGUGCUGUGGCUGCCGGACGCAGGCAUGCCGCACGCCGCACUCAACCACGUGCUGGGGCCGCUGCCUCGCCCCAGCGCGCUCUCCUCUCCGCAAGGCUCUCAGCAGCAAAACGAUGGGCAACAGCAGCAGCAGCCGCAGCAGCAGCAGCAGCAGCAGCAGCAGCAGCAGAAGAAAGCGUCUUCCGGUGCAGCUGACUCGUCUGACGAGACUCUGGUGCUCCUGCAUCACCCAAGUUGGCUCAACUCGCCGCUCUACACCUAUGGGGCGGACCUCAUCCGCGCGCAGGCCUCCGCCAGGGGCAGCUCCCCCCGCAUGCGCGACGUGCUGGUCGCCCCUGAGAGCUUCCCGCGGGGGGAAACGCCACUGGGAAUCGGGGGGGAUAGGCGGAGUGCGGGGAAGGAGGGUGGAGAGGGGAGUGGGGGAGGAGAGGGGAGAGUGUUUGAGGAGGAGAGGGGGUUGUGUGAUGCGCCGAGGAUACUGCCUGUCACGGAGCACCGCAUUGGAAGGCAACUCAUCGUUGAUGAGGACGUGGGCAUGGUGUAUUGCUACGUGCAGAAGGCAGGGUGCACGAGCUGGAAGGCUUGGCUUCGUUUCUGGUGGAGGGAGCACUUUCCAGUUGCUUUACCUCCUCGUUUCCUUCCCUUCCCCUCCUUCCCGUCCCCUCCUCUCGCUCCACCAGAGGACGUGGGCAUGGUGUAUUGCUACGUGCAGAAGGCGGGGUGCACCAGCUGGAAGCUUCCUUGUGCCCUCCUCCACUCCCUGAGAUUUCAUUCUUUCCCCUUCCUCGUCCUCUUCCCUCCCUUCUCCUCACCAGAGGACGUGGGCAUGGUGUAUUGCUACGUGCAGAAGGCAGGGUGUACCAGCUGGAAGUUCUGGCUGCGCGAGCAGCACCACCACCCCUUCCCCAAGUCCUUCCUCUCAGCCCACACCGCCCAUUUCACCAACGUCAGUGCCGUCUGGUACUCUCUAACCGAGCCACACGCCAUACGCUCCCUCACCCGCCGGGACUUCACUCGCUUCGUGUUUCUUCGGAACCCAUACACCCGCGUUCUGUCGGCGUAUCUAGACAAGAUGCUUCGUGGGGGCGGCCCGGACGAUCUCGGGGCAGGGUUCUGGGCGCAGGCUUUUUUCGGGCAGCUGAUCACGCACUCUUUAUGGGAUGCUGUGACGUUGCGGUCAGGCCCGGGAACUGCCCGGCUGCGGAGUAUCUGGGAGGUGAUUCAGCUGCGGACGGGGUUUCGAAUCACUUUUGAUGAAUUCGUGGAUUUUCUGGGAGAGGCGUGGGAGAUAGAGAGUCGAUUCCACCUGGAUGUUCACAUAGUGCCGCAGACUCUACUGUGUGCUUUGGACCGGAUAAAGUAUGACUUUGUGGGGAGGUUUGAGAGCAUGGAUGAAGAUGUGAUGACGCUGAUGCUGCGGUUCGGGAGGGAGCCUGGCGAUGCGUUCAGCUUUGGGAAGAAGCUUCAGAAGACCAAGUCCCGGGGCCGCAUGAGCGAUGCCUUCGCCAAUAAGAAAACCUUUGACACGGCACGCUCGCAGAGGGAGGUGCUGUUGUAUUUCACUGCCUCCUCUCGGGGAAAGAGCAUCUGGCGGUUGGUGAUAGGAGUGUUUCAGUUCCAGUCAUUCAUGGAAGCAGGGGAGGCCAGGAAGGAAACUACUACUACCAACACCAACGGCCAUGCUGUCAACAUUAACGGCUGUGCUGACAACACUAACGGCCACGCUGGCAACAUCAACGGCUGUGCUGACAAGACCAACGGCCAUGCUGACUCUGCUCUGCUGGUAGGGGCGUCUGUGAAUGGCUCACAGAGGGAUGCUAUCCGCCUGCUCAUUCAACCUGCUGUAGGCCUGCCUCCUGGCUGUCUUGAGCUGAGUCAGGCUGGUUUGGCGGCGGUGGUUGGAGAGAUUGAAGGGAAUCUGCAUGGGAGAGAGAGCAGCUGCAGCUGUGACGAGCCUGCGGAGCAGCAGCAGGUGGAAGGGGGUGGAGCGGGAGUGGAGGGAGGAGCAGCAGGAGGGGAGAACUGUGGAGGUGGAUAUGGCUUGGGAAGAGCAGACACCCUGGGUGGAAGAGGGCGAGGGAUUGGAGGUGGAGGAGGAGACACAGGGAGAGAUGGUGCGAGUUCACUUGGUGGCGGUGGGGAGGCAGACGAUCAAAGGGUGUUGGCUCAGCCGCCACUCCAUAUUCUGCAGUCCGUGCGACCCGAGCCUCUCAACGGCUAUAAUGACCAGGGCCAGGAGGGGCCAGCUGUCAGCAUGGCUCCUGUGAUCCACGGCAUGCUGCUGGCACAUCCAACGGCUGAGAAGCCUCAGGAGCUGGAGUGGGACGAUCUGAUCGCAGUGGUGCAGAGCCAAGCCAACAGCAUGUCGAUCUUCAGAGGGGUGACUCAUCACUGCCGCACAGGGCGGUGGGAGGCCCACAUCUGGGAGGAAGGGCGGCAGGUGUAUCUGGGAGGAUUUGAUUCUGAGAAGCAGGCAGCGCUGAUGUAUGACAUAGCUGCACUCAAGAUGAGGGGCGAGGACGCACAGACAAACCUACCGCCUGAGGAGUAUACCAAGUACACCAAGGAGAUAGAGGCUGUCCCAAAGGAGGAGCUAAUUCUGCUUCUGCGGCGUCAUAGCAAGGGCUUUGCUCGAGGAACCUCUAAGUAUAGAGGGGUGACCAAACACCAGAAGGGUCGGUGGGAGGCUAGGAUAGGGCAUGUUGAGGGGAAACGAUACGACUACCUGGGGUUGUUCGACACUCAGGAGCAAGCUGCCAUGGCUUACGACAGGGCUGCUGUGAGGCAGAGGGGGCAGCAGGCAGUCACCAACUUUGAUCUGGCCAUGUAUGCGGAAGAAAUCCGUGAGUUCAACCUUAUGGCACAGCACCUACAGCAGCAGAGGGCAAUCCAAGCGCAUUCCACCGUUCUCCACCACACAACCAGCGCUUUCGAGCCGGGAACUUUCGAUGCAUCUCACCACACAAGCAGCACUUACGAGCCGAGGAGCAGCGGGGUGGAUCAGCAAAGGAGGGUGAAUUCUGAGCCUAGCAUUCGGUCUGGCUUGCUGUUCGUUCAGCAGCAGGAGGAGCCGCAGUGGCAGACGCGUCAGCAGACGCUGCAGCAGCAGCAGCAGCAGCAGCAGGAGCUGUUGCUGAUGCAGCAUCAGCAGUUUCAGAUGCAGCAGCAGCAGCAGCAGCAGCAGCAGCAGCAGCAGCAGCAGCAGCAGCAGCAGCAACACCAACAACAGCAGCAGGAGCAGCAGCGGCAGGCGCAGCAGCAGCAGCAGCAGGCUCAGAUGCAGUAUCCCCAGAUUCCGCAGUUCCACCACCUCCCCUGGUCAGGUGCCUUGUCAGGUGCCUUGUCAGGUAGUGUCCUUCUGUCUCCCAGUAACCCUCCUCCUCCUGUUGCCGUCAAGAGUAAGUAUACUGCUGCUGCUAGCAACACACUAGUACCUGCUGCUGCCAAUGCUUUUCAUGGCCUCAGCAGCAGUAGUAGCGGUGGAAUGGGGAUGGACAGAAAGGGGAGCGGUGGGAUGGCUGCAGUCGACCUCUCUGGGUUCACAGGUCGUGGUGGGUUCACUGCAGCUGGGCUUUCAGCCUUCACACCACCUGCUUCUAAGCUUGUACCUCCUGGUUCCGGCCUCACACCACCUACAGCGCUCACAGCACCUACAGGGCUGACAGUACCAGGUCCUGAUGGAGGUGUAACCGCACAUGGUGGUGGGAUGGCUGGAGAAACUGGUGGGAUGGCAGCAGGUGCUCUGCGUGAGCUGUCAUGUCCCUCACAGCUGUCCCGCGCACGCUGCCGCCCCUCUCCAUCCCGGAACAAUCUUCCCUCUCUAUCCCCAGCAUAA